This is a messenger RNA of Capronia coronata CBS 617.96, 1119 nucleotides long. RefSeq lists its product as uncharacterized. Lineage: Eukaryota; Fungi; Ascomycota; Eurotiomycetes; Chaetothyriales; Herpotrichiellaceae. Gene Ontology annotation, molecular function: zinc ion binding; oxidoreductase activity. The record is from RefSeq and is a predicted model, not a curated record. The transcript is spliced from 3 exons. The coding region runs from base 1 to 1119 and encodes 372 amino acids.
AUGACUACGACAAGAACAACAGAGGCACUAGUCCAGCAUGAGAUCAAUGGGCCUUUGGUCCUUGAGUCUGUACAGCUCGAUGCCAUAAGAAGCGACGAGGUAUUGGUUGAGAUCCAUGCUACGGGUAUCUGUCAUACCGACAUUUCUUGCAUGGAUGGCACAUUGCCUGCUGCAGCGCCAAACGUCUUAGGACAUGAGGGUGGUGGGAUCGUGAAAGAAGUAGGUGAAAAUGUCCAAGGACUCGCUGCAGGUGAUAAAGUCCUACUGAGCUACAACACUUGCGGGAAAUGCGUCGAGUGCAAUUCCGGACAUCCGGCUUAUUGCCAUCUCAUGGUUCCCCUGAACUUUGGUGGCAAACGUCUGGACAACAGCACUCCUGUAUCUCUGAAAACGGGCGAGCACGUACACUCAAAUUUCUUUGGCCAAAGCUCUUUUGCUAGACAGGCCGUGGUGAGCAGUCGGAGUGUGGUCAAGGUUCCGCAAAGCACACCCUUGGAACUCUUUGCACCUUUGGGAUGUGGAUUGCAGACGGGAGCUGGUGCUGUCUUCAACAGUCUUGAUGUGACUUCAGGAUCCAGCCUUGUUGUCUUUGGCGUAGGUGCCGUCGGUCUCAGUGGCAUCAUGGCAGGGAAGAUCAGGGGCGCGAACCCCAUUAUCGCGGUAGAUGUGCAGGAUACACAUUUACACCUGGCUCUGAAGCUUGGUGCAACACAUGCUAUCAAUAGCACGAAGGAAAACGCUGUUGAGAAGAUUCGAGAGCUAUGUCCUCCUAACGGCGCGAAGUUUGCACUUGAUGCCUCUGGUGUACCCAAGGUUAUCGAAAGCAUGAUUGACAGCCUCGGUACGCGAGGAAAGGCUGCCACUGUUGGCGCUCCAACACCGGGAAGGCGAGCAGGUGUCGAUGUCUUCCAGCAUUUGAUCAUGGGGCGAGCCUAUGUUGGAAGCUGCGAAGGAGACAGCGUUGCAAAGGAGAUGCUCCCAUACCUAAUCGAGCAGCAUGACCAGGGUAGAUUUCCCCUCGAGGAGAUGAUCACUACCUACGACAUCAAAGAUUACGAAAAAGCAUUUGAAGAUGUUAAAGCUGGGAAGACCAUCAAGGCAGUGCUUAAAUGGGUGUGA